UUUACCAAUAUAUUGCAUGGAAUAAUUUUUGGUUUCAACCUGACUAACUGUUCAACUGAUUUUGAGAAACACAAGAAAUUGGGAAUUUGGUCCAUUUCCAGUCCAUCUCUGAACUCUCCCCAUGCCAUGGCCGCCAUAGCCACUGCUUCAGUCUCCUCUCCACUUACAACCAUUGCACCCGGCGCCGCCCAUCCCCGCCACCUCUCUACCGCCAUCUCCUCAGCGGCAUCCCUCUCCCACCUGAAGCAAAUCCACGCCCAAAUCUUCCGCAACAACCUACACCGCUCCAACUCCCUCCUACUCGACUUCGUCCUCUCCUCACUCCCCUUCUCCUCCGACUACGCCCUCGCCGUCUUCUUCAACAUCCACAAUCCCGAACCCCACCUCUGCAACAAGCUCUUGCGCAAACUUUCCCGUUCCCGGGAACCUAGAAAAGCCCUCUUGGUUUUUGGGGCUCUUCGGAAGAAAGGCUUUUCCGUUGACCGGUUUGGUUUUCCGCCCUUGCUGAAGGCGGCCUCGAAUGCUUUGGCUCUGGUGGAGGGGAGGGAGAUUCAUGGGUUGGGGUGUAAGCUUGGGUACGAUUCGGACCCCUUUGUACAGACUGCAUUGCUUGGGAUGUAUGCGUCUUGUGGGUUGAUACCAGAGGCCCGUCGGGUGUUCGAUAAAAUGUCUUACAGGGAUGUUGUCACUUGGGAUAUAAUGAUUGAUGGUUACUGUGAGAGUGGGCUUUUUGAUGAUGCAUUGUCAUUGUUGGAAGAGAUGAAGAGCUCUGGUGUAGAAACAGAUGAAAGGAUUUUCACAACCAUCCUUUCUUCCUGUGCCCGAGCUAGGAAUCUAGCUGUAGGCAAACAGAUUCAUAACUUCGUAUCUGAGAAUGGCAUCACGAUUGACUCUCAGUUGCAGACUGCUCUAGUCAACAUGUAUGCGAGUUGUGGCUCCAUGGAUGUGGCUCAGAGUUUGUAUGACGAAUUGUCACCAAAGAAUGUGGUGGCCUCCACAGCCAUGCUUUUUGGAUAUUCUAAAGUUGGGCAAAUUGAAGCUGCUCGCUUGAUAUUUGAUCGAAUGGCAAGCAGGGACUUGGUUUGCUGGAGCGCUAUGAUAUCUGGUUAUGCAGAAAGUGAUCAGCCCCAGGAAGCUCUCAAGUUAUUUAACGAAAUGCAAGCUGCAUCUAGAAUUAAGCCCGACCAAGUUGCAAUGUUGAGUGUCAUUUCGGCAAGUGCUAAUCUUGGUGCAUUGGAUCAAGCUAAGCAUAUUCACAUGUUUAUCAAGAAGAAUGGUUUCGAAGAAGAUUUGCGUAUAAACAAUGCCCUUAUUGAUAUGUACGGUAAAUGUGGGAGUCUGGAUGGAGCAAUAGGUGUUUUUGACCGGAUGCAUAGGAAGAAUGUUAUAUCUUGGACAAGUAUGAUCAAUGCUUUUGCCAUGCACGGAGAUGCAAACAAUGCCUUGCUGCUUUUUAAUCAGAUGAAGCAUGAGAAAGUUGAGCCCAAUGGGGUUACGUUUUUGGGUCUUUUAUAUGCUUGUAGCCAUGCUGGACUGGUUGAAGAAGGACAAAAAAUGUUUUCAUCAAUGGUGAAUGAAUAUGGACUGGUGCCAAAACAUGAACACUACGGUUGCAUGGUAGACCUCUAUGGCCGUGCAAACCUUCUUAAAGAAGCCCUUAAGGUUAUAGAGACUAUGCCAAUGGCCCCAAAUGUAGUCAUCUGGGGCUCCUUAAUGGCAGCCUGUCGGAUCCAUGGUGAGUUUGAGUUAGGAGAAUUUGCUGCAAAACAGAUUCUUGUGUUAGAACCAGACCACAGUGGUGCCCAUGUUUUAUUAUCGAACAUUUAUGCCAAAGAAAGGAGAUGGGGAAAUGUUAGAGAGGUGAGAAAAUUGAUGACACUCAAUGACAUAUCGAAGGAACAGGGCUGCAGCAAGAUCGAAAUCAACCAGGAGAUCCAUGAAUUUUUGACGGCAGACAGAAGUCAUAAACGAGCAGAUGAGAUAUACGCAAAGCUGGAUAUAGUGGUUGAUAAACUGAAAGAGGCAGGAUAUGCCCCAGAUACCAGUAGUGUUUUACUCGACUUAGACGAAGAUGAGAAGAAGGAUGCAAUUCUUUGGCACAGCGAGAAACUAGCGUUUUGUUAUGGACUAAUGAACAGCGAAAGAGGCUCUAGCAUACGCAUCAUCAAGAACCUAAGGGUCUGCGAGGACUGUCAUAACUUUAUGAAGUUGGCAUCGAGGGUGUUUGAUAGGAAAAUUGUUAUGAGAGAUAGGACUAGAUUUCAUCAAUAUGCAGAUGGCCUCUGCUCAUGUAAAGACUUCUGGUAAGUCUCGAGAUUAUUGUUUAUAUAAUAUAUAUAAUACACUCUUUGUUGAAUAUACUGCUCAACUGAAAA
Molecule: messenger RNA, 2375 nt
Organism: Ipomoea nil (Japanese morning glory)
Lineage: Eukaryota; Viridiplantae; Streptophyta; Magnoliopsida; Solanales; Convolvulaceae
Product: pentatricopeptide repeat-containing protein At4g14820
Exons: 2
Coding region: 127-2307 (726 amino acids)
Biological process (GO): RNA modification
Molecular function (GO): zinc ion binding; RNA binding; protein binding
Source: RefSeq, a predicted model, not a curated record